GAAACACGGAAGUGUCAAACAGUCGGAACCAGUCUGUGACAGUUUGGAUCAACAUGGCGUCUGACAAACAACACUGCUCCUGCUGCUCCCAUCCUGUCUCCUCUCCCAGUGUUUACCAGACUCUGGAUGAAAUGGAUUUUGAACGAGGCAUCUGGUCUGCUGCCAUGGCCAGUGACCUGGAGAGGGUUAAGCAGUUGGUUCAGAAGGGCACAGACAUCAACGUGAGGGACUCGUCUGGAUACACAGCUCUGCACUAUGCAAGUCGCAGUGGCCAUCUUGCCGUGUGCAAGUUCCUUCUAGAUAAUGGUGCAUGUGCGUCUCCGCAGACACCAGGAGGUGCCACCCCGCUGCAUCGGUCAGCGUACUGCGGCCACUUGGAUGUGGUCAGACUCCUUCUGCACCACCGGGCAAAUCCUACGCUCUGUGAUGACGACGGUGCAUCCCCUUUACACAAGGCUUCAGAACAGGGCCAUGAAGAGGUGUGUCGGCUGCUUGUUGAGAACUGUCCAGCACUUUGCAGCCAGAAGAACAAGAGGCUCCAGCUGUCCCACCAGCUGGCACAGCAGGGAGAUCUGCAGGAGCUCUUAAAACCACCUUGUUGACCGCGAACACACACACUGCAUAAGGGGCACGCUGUGUUUCUAAUAUCAGACAAAUGAAAUGAACUUGAAUUUACCAAGUGAGGUCCACAUGACUCAGGAUCACGUUGACCUGGAUUCACCAUAUUGGACUGUUUCUAUUUCUCAACUGAACAUCAGCGAAAAAAACACUGAGUGAAUCAGGGUGUACAAAACAUAACAUUUUCUAUAUUUAUACCACAGACCUCACCCUGUUUUUAAUUAAUGGUUUACUGCUUGUGUAUAGUACACAAACCCAAAGCUGCCUGUAAAACCUGUCAAAUACACCAGUUUCCACCGUCUGCUACUUAUGCUGGAUUCUUGUUGAGUACUAGUUAAAUAUAAUGUAUAGCGAAGAGUAA
Molecule: messenger RNA, 979 nt
Organism: Limanda limanda (common dab)
Lineage: Eukaryota; Metazoa; Chordata; Actinopteri; Pleuronectiformes; Pleuronectidae
Gene: ankrd39
Product: ankyrin repeat domain 39
Exons: 5
Coding region: 54-602 (182 amino acids)
Biological process (GO): protein localization to ciliary inversin compartment
Cellular component (GO): ciliary inversin compartment
Molecular function (GO): protein binding
Source: RefSeq, a predicted model, not a curated record